UACGUACUGCGCGCCGGUCGCUAUGUGAACGGUUCACGCGCGUGUGUGUGACUUGUGUGAUUUUUUUUUCUCUCAGAACGCUGCGACCGUCACCAAACAUUACCACCGUACACCUAUGAUACGACGCGUCGUUUGGUACGAUAUUUAUUCGUUUGCAAAGCAUGUACAAUAUACGAUCGUGAUUUAAUCGUCCGUUUACCGUCGUUUUUAUUUAUUAUUAUUAUAAUUAUUUUUUUUUUUUUUUUAAUUCGUUUUAACGUUAUUCCGCUUUUUGCGUUUUUCUCUGCUCGUGAGUUACCGAGACAGCGCGACGCGUCGCGAUAAGGAUUUUCCUCGUCCUGGUCUCGCGGUGAAAACCGAGCGAUAAAAAACAAUAAUCAUUGUUAUUAUAAAAAAAAAAAAAAAAAAAUCGCACGUCGCCGAGAACGUCGUUGUCGCGCGGAAAAAGUGCGCGCGCGCCGCGCGUACCCACCGCACUCGCGUGCGGUGCAACAGUGAAUAUUUUUUUUUCUCCAUAGACCGGUGCACGAAAAUCGUUCGCAAUUACGGACCUAACGAUUUACCCGCGCAGUGUUCGGGGCGCGUCGGUUGAAUGUGAUUGGAAAGCGCGGGUGAUGGCCACCACGUACCUGCCCGUGGGCAGCGGUGGCGGCGGUGGUGGCGGCGGUGGCCCCGGCUCCGGUGACCUAGACGGCAUGGGAGGCAUGUCGGUGGUCAACCAGCCCGGCGGCCCGUACCAGCAGCCGUCGCCGUCGCCCCGUGGCGGCAACGGUCAAGACCACCCGGCCGGCGAGCUGAAAUACAUGCCGCCCGGGCAGCAUCACCAUCAUCACCACCAUCACCAUCAAGUUCCUACGUCCCCGUCGCCGGUGUCGCUGUCGGCCGCGGCCAGUUGGGUGGACCCGUGGGCCGCGUCCAUGAGCAUGCACCAACACCAUCCGCACCAUCCGCACCACCCGCACCAGGGACUGGACAUCAAACCGCCGCCAGACAUGCGAGCCGUGACCGGCGGCGGCGGCGGCGGCGGCGGUGGCGGCGGCGGAGGCGGCGGAGGCGCGCAGACCUGGCACACGGGACCGCCGCCGCCCGUCGUUUCAGCCGGCCACUACAACGGCAGUGGGUCCGGGUCGCCGCAGCUCGGCCACCACGGCGCGUAUCACGUGAUGAACGGUAUGCUGGGCCACACGCACCCGGCCGUCCAGAUGCACGGACACAGCCCGUCGUACCCGCAACAACACGACCCGCAGUCCCCCGGCGGCGAGGAAGACGCGCCAACGUCCGACGACCUCGAGGCGUUCGCCAAACAGUUCAAGCAGCGCCGGAUCAAGCUGGGCUUCACGCAAGCGGACGUGGGUCUGGCGCUGGGCACGCUCUACGGAAACGUGUUCUCGCAGACCACCAUAUGCCGGUUCGAGGCGUUGCAGCUGUCGUUCAAGAACAUGUGCAAGCUCAAGCCGCUACUGCAAAAGUGGCUGGAGGAGGCCGACUCGACGACGGGCUCGCCGACCAGUAUCGACAAGAUCGCGGCGCAGGGCCGCAAGCGCAAGAAGCGCACCAGCAUUGAGGUGUCCGUCAAGGGCGCGCUGGAGCAGCACUUCCACAAGCAGCCCAAGCCGUCCGCGCAAGAGAUCACGUCGCUGGCGGACUCGCUACAGCUCGAGAAGGAGGUGGUGCGCGUGUGGUUCUGCAACCGGCGGCAGAAGGAAAAGCGCAUGACGCCGCCGAACACCAUGGGUGGCCCGCAAGACGGCAGCAUGAUGGACGGUGGCCUGGGCGGCGGAGGCGGUGGCCCGAUGGGACACGGUGGCCUGCACCAGGCCUACCAUCACCAGGACCACGUGAUGCACGGCUCGCCGAUGGGACCGCACUCGCACUCGCACAGUCCGCCGAUGCUGUCCCCGAUCGGCAACCAUCAGUCGCUUGCGGCUCAUUAACGUUUCGCCCAGUGGGACGUUGAGUACUCACGGCACCUGGCUAAGAUGCAGCAACAUCAGCAGCAGCACCAGGAAUGCACGUAGUAGAGUACUGUUGUUUACUGUUUCGAACAACGUCUCGCUGAGGGCGAUUUAAAUAAAUAUACAUACGUGUACAUCGCGUCGCAGCAUCACGUGCGGGACGCCGCGUUGCGUUGCCUGUGCGUUGCACCGCGAUGACAUUUAUUAUAUUACCAAUUCGACUAUACAUAAAUAUAUAUAAAUAAAAUAUAAAUAUAAACUUACAAAAGCGGAUCGUAUAUAUUGAUGAUUAAAUAUAUACGAUUUUUCUGUAUUAUAAUAUAUAAGAGUAGUGCUCGCCGUAAACUGCACAAAUCGCGGCUUACGACGGCCGAAGCGCAUAACAACUUUAUAUGAUAUAUAUGAAAAUAUAUUUUCCGUAAACAUUAUUAUAAUUAUUAUUAUUAUUAAUUUUUCCAAUCGUUAUUAAAUAUAUAAUAUAUGUGUAUAAUAAUUGUUAUUAUUUACGCGUACGGUAUAACGAUAAAAUGAUGUCGAUGAUAAUAAUAAUCAAUAAUGAUAAUGAAGAAGAUGAUGAUGACGAUGAUGAUGAUGAUGAUGAUAAUAUACCGAGGACCAUCGAUCGGCACCUAUAACUACCCCGCACAUAUAUGUUAUUCAUACAAGACGACGGCGAGAAGGCUUUACGACAAAACAGCAAAUCGUGUGCGGACGACAUCAUCGCGGCAAGUGUACGAGAAGUUACCGCGGCAAGUAUACGACAAGUCACCGCAGCGAGUACACGACAAGCCAUCGCGGCAAGUAAAGGACGGACGAGCCAUCAAUCGACUCUUCUAUCGCACUGUGAUAUAAAUCGAUAAUUCUUUAGAUUUGUUUUAUUUUCUGUCUUAAUUAUCUCCCCCGGACAAGUAUGACUUCGCAGCCAUGUACACACACACACACACACACAUAAACACUCACAUAUGCGUUCCAGGUAUUGUUAUAGCUAUAUAUAUAAUAUGUAUUUCUGUUUUAUUUAUUAAUACGCGAGCGCACACUGAGUGAUGCUACUUGAAUAUACACCCGAAACCCGAACCGCGGUCAGAGUUGAUGAUUAUUCCGAAACCUUAAUGAUAUAACGUUUUUCUCGAUUUUCCAAAAGUCUAUCGCGCAAUAUCCUAGGCAUCCUCCAACCGCGCGAGAUACUAUGGCCACGACGCCCCAACCGCACUGAUUAAUAACCGAUCUCAACGCGUGUAUACUUAUAAAAUUAAUGAUUAACGAUAAACACGAAACUAAAAUUUAAAAAUAAAAACCUUUAAACUAUAUUUUGGUGCUGUUUCAUAGAUAAAUUGGGUUUAUUUCGUCGUUUUUUCUACGUUCCUCGCAGACUGCAGUGCAAAGUUUUCCAGCACAAAACACUUGUUCGUCGCGUAUACUUCUAUUAUAUUAUAAUAUACACGUGAGCAUAAUAAAUAUACUUAUAUGGCAUAGGGUCUCCCAAAGGUAGGUAUGUAAUGGGGUAGCUUGUGUACUUGUAAAAUAUUUUUUCGGUCCAUCUGCAGCCGGCGCGUCUCGCACCACGACAAUGUACCUGCACACCACACGCACAUUAUACGAAAUAUAAAUAAAAUAUUAUAUUAUAAUAUUAUUAUUAUAUACGUCUAGCUAUACGAUAUAUAUACCUAUAAUAAUAUA
This is a messenger RNA of Rhopalosiphum maidis (corn leaf aphid), 3632 nucleotides long. RefSeq names its product POU domain protein CF1A (gene vvl). Gene Ontology annotation, biological process: regulation of transcription by RNA polymerase II. Gene Ontology annotation, molecular function: DNA-binding transcription factor activity, RNA polymerase II-specific; RNA polymerase II cis-regulatory region sequence-specific DNA binding. The record is from RefSeq and is a predicted model, not a curated record. Bases 615 to 1934 code for a protein of 439 amino acids. The transcript has a single exon. NCBI's taxonomy places the organism in Eukaryota, Metazoa, Arthropoda, Insecta, Hemiptera, Aphididae.